GGUUCGAACCCGGGUGAGUUUGCGGUCUGCCACGCUACUGGACGUUUACGGGCUUUUUUUUUGGUUCUGGCACGUACUGUGCAGUUUGCUUGCUUUUGCUGCAAAAGAAGAUGAUCAAACAAUUUAACAAUUGAUGACUCUGUUCUUUUGAGGAUGCGCAGGACUAUCGAUUUUGAUCAUCUAUGAAGCUUCUUACAGUUUUUCCACCAUUAUUUAUUCUCCUGUGCUCUCCUUUCCCUUCCAUUUGUUUAUUUUAUAUUAUUCUUCCAUUUACUGGAAAAUUUCUCCGUUAUUUGGAAGUCAGACGCAGCGAUCUGGUUGGGAUCGCUGAUCUGUACAGGCAAUAUUUUGAAGGAUCCAUCGAUUCUCGUUCGAUUAUUAGCAGAAACGAGGUGUCAUUCAGCUGCGACAAUCUAUACCUCAUCGACAACAUUAGAGAAUGUCUUUGUUCAAGAGACUUUUCUACAGAAAGCCGCCGGACGGGCUCUUUGAGAUUUCUGAGCGCGUUUACGUGUUCGACUCCUGCUUCUCAACAGAGAUUACGGAGGAACGGGCUUAUAAGGUGUACUUGGCAAACAUUGUUACACAGUUACAUGACCAAUUUAGGGAUUCUUCAUUCAUGGUAUUUAAUUUUAGAGAAGGGGAGAAACAAAGUCAGCUCACAGAGAUUUUGUCUCCGUUCGACAUGACUGUAAUGGACUAUCCCAAGCAAUACGAAGGGUGUCCCCUGCUCUCGCUUGAAAUGAUCCACCAUUUUUUGAAGUCAAGCGAGAGCUGGCUAACCUUGGAUCAAAAACAUAAUAUAUUGCUAAUGCAUUGUGAAAGAGGAGGGUGGCCUGUGCUGGCAGUUAUGUUGGCCGGUCUUCUUAUUUACUUAAAACAGUAUCCAGUGGAACAGAAGGCAUUAGACGCAGUUCACAGACAAGCACCCAGGGAGCUUCUGCAACAGCUGUGCUCUUUGAAUCCCAUACCUUCUCAGCUCAGAUAUCUUCAAUACGUAUCAAGAAGGAACAUUGGGACAGAAUGGCCCCCUCUUGAUAGGGCCUUGACAUUGGAUUGCCUCAUGCUUAGAGUCAUCCCCAACUUUGAUGGUGAAGGAGGAUGCAGACCCAUUUUACGUGUUUAUGGUGUGAACCCCUUUAGUGGCGAUGAUCGGGCAUCCGAAUUGCUCUUCUCCAUGGGAAAGAAGAAUAAGAAUGUGCGAUAUUACUCACAGGCAGAUUGUGAUAUUGCUAAAAUUGACAUCCGUUGUCAUGUGCAAGGCGAUGUUGUUCUUGAGUGCAUCAAUUUAGAUGCAGAAUUGGGACAGGAAGAGAUGAUGUUUCGGGUCAUGUUCAACACCGCAUUCAUUAAAUCCAAUAUUUUGAUGCUAAAUCGUGAUGACAUUGACACUUUAUGGAAUGCAAAAGAUCGUUUUCCAAAGGAUUUCAGGGCAGAGGUUCUUUUCUCUGACCUGGAUACUACUUCAUCGCUUCUCAAUGUACCAACAUUGGGGGGAGAGGAAAAGCAAGCUCUUCCAGUCGAUGCAUUUGCAAGGGUACAAGAAAUCUUCAGCAAUGUGACUUGGAUUAAUGGCAAAGAGGAUACUGCAAUUCACAUACUUAAGAAGAUAUCGACUUCAAGUCCUCUUCAAGAGAAUCAGGAGGCACUGGGGAAGCAGCAGAUAGAGGUGAAAUCACAAACUCAAAACAAACACGAGGACAAUGUCAAGGAGGAUACUGCAAUUCGCAUACUUCAGCAGAUAUUGGCAUCAAGUGCUCUUAAAGAGAAUCGGGAAAUACUGGCGAAGCAGCAGAUAGAGGCCAAAUUGCAGACUCAAAUCAAACAAGAGGACAAUCAAGAGAAUGGUUCAGACAAUUUGUUUUCUUCACAGCAAAAGGAAGAGAAUCAGGACAAACAGGUCAAACAGCAGAUUGAGGUGAAACCACCGACACAAAACAAACAAGAAGACAAUCAAGAGAAUGGUUCAGACAAUUUGAUUUCUUCACAGCAAAAGGAGGAGAAUCAGAACAUACAGGUGGAGAAGCAGAUUGAGGUGAAACCACAGACACAAAUUAAACAAGAAGACAAUCAAGAGGAUGGUUCAGCCAAUUUGUUUUCUUCACAGAAAAAGGAGAAAAAUCAGGAGAUACAGGUGAAGCAGCAGAUAGAGGUGAAACCACAGACACAAAACAAACAAGAAGACAAUCAAGAGAAAAUAAUAAAUUCUGAUUCAGACAAUUUGUUGACUUCACAACAAGAGGUGGAGAAGCAAGAAGACAAUCAAGAGGAUGGUUCAGCCAAUUUGUUUUCUUCACAGAAAAAGGAGGAAAACCAGGACAUACAGGUGAAGCAGCAGAUAGAGGUGAAACCACAGACACAAAACAAACAAGAAGACAAUCAAGAGAAAAGCAUAAAUUCUGAUUCAGACAUUUUGUUGACUUCACAACAAGAGGUGGAGAAGCAAGAGAUGCAUUGGAACCAAACAAAUCAAGCUGAGAAGCAAGAUAAAGCCUUAGCUUCUGAUUUAAAUUAUUUGUUGUCAGAAGAACAAGAGAAGCAGGAGGAUAAACAAGAGAUUAUAGUACAUUCUGAUUUAAAUGAUACAUCAAGUUCACCUAGCUCAACUUUGUUGGUGCAAGAUUUGUUUCCAGAAGACGAGGACAUAGAUUGGAAGGAACUCCAAAACUCACGUUUAUUACCUGGGCAGCCAAAGGCUUUAAGUCCAUGGACACAACCGCCUUUUUUAUCAGAUAGUAUCACUAAUGCUAAUGCUAAUGUUUCACAGCCACCAUCUCUACCUCCUCCAUCAAGAUAUCAUAGUGCACCAGCGGCUCUUGGAAUCCAUUCUUUAUUGCAACUGCGUGCUGCAUAUAGAAAUACUGUAGAAGUAAAUGCAACUUCUGCCCACAACCUUGUGCAUGGGAGGACUUCCAACUUACGUCCAUUUCGGCCUGGUUCCACUGCUCCUCCUUUACCAUCGCUUUCUCCACCAUUAUCUCUAUCAGGGAAAGAUUCCUCCUUGUCAUCUUCCUUAACUCCUCCGAAGACUCAAAUGCCACUUUCUGGUCCUCCUCAACUUGGAAGCAGUCAUAUAGCUCACAUUCCUACACUUCCUCAAAAUUCACCCUCAGUUCCUCCCUCUCUUGUUCAGUCAGGAAUUAAUACAGCAGCAAACCCUCCUGCCUCACCUUCCCCUUCCCCUCAUCUACCUUGCCUUGAAUCCUCCACUCAUCCACCCCCAUCCCUUUCACCUCAUUUUGGAGGUCAUGAACCUCCUUCGACUACACCCCUCCCUCCUCCUCCUCCCCCUCCAAGUUUUGGAAGUGUUUCACCCCCUCCUCCUCCUCCUCCUCCCCCUUCCCUUCCAAGAUCUAUAACUACUACACAACCCCCACCUCCUCCACCACCUCCUCCUCCUCCUCCUCCUCCCUUUCCAAGAUCUAUAACUACUACACCACCCCCACCACCUCCUCCUCCUCCCCCUCUAAGAUCUGGAACUGUUGCAUUGAUCCCACCUCCUCACCCACCACUGCCCCCUCCAAGAUUUGGAACUCCUGCAACAUCCCCACCUCCUCCCCCUCCGCCGCUUCCUCCAAAAUCUGGAUCUUUUGCACCUCCCCCACCACCACCUCCUCCCCCUCCACCGCCUCCUCCAAAAUCUGGAUCUUUUGCACCUCCCCCACCACCACCUCCUCCCCCUUCGCCGCUUCCUCCAAACUAUGGAACUUUUGCACCUCCUCCGCCACCACCACCUCCUCCUCCUAGAUCUGGAAUCGCCCCACCACCCUCACCUCCUCCCCCUCCAUUGCUUCCUCCAAAAUUUGGAUCUUUUGCACCUCCCCCACCACCACCACCUCCUCCUCCUAGAUUUGGAAGUGCCCCACCACCACCACCUCCUCCUCCUCCCAGAUCUGGAAGUGCCCCACCGCCACCACCUCCUCCUCCUAGAUCUGGAAUUGCCCCACUGCCCCCACCUCCACCUCCUCCUAGAUCUGGAAGUACCCCACCACCCCCACCUCCUCCCCCUCCACUUGUUGCAUUUGGAACUUUUGCACCACUCCCACCACCACCUCCUCCCCUUCCUCGAUCAGGAAUUGCUGCUCCACCUCCACCUCCACCGCCUCCUAGGUCUGGACUUGUUGCACCACCCCCACCACCGCCCUUACCUCCUGGAGGUGGAGUUCGUAACUCUCCUCCCCCCCCUCCACCACCACCAUCUGGAAAUAGUCGGGGAGCACCACCACCUCCUCCUCCUCCAAUUGGUCGAGGAGCACCACCACCACCACCUCCGCCAGUUGGUCGGGGAGCACCACCACCACCUCCUCCUCCUGGAGGACGUAGCAUUCCUCCACCACCACCAACACUACCAAGUGGGAAAAUGCCAAAUGGUACUAUUAGUCCAUUGUCUAGUCAAGCACCACGAGCUUCUGGGCCCCCACCUCCUCCUCUAGGAAGAGGACGAGUAUCUCCAGGAUUUGGAUCGCCUUCUCUUGCAACACCUAGACGCUCAUCAUUGAAGCCAUUGCAUUGGAUCAAAGUAACAAGGGCGGUGAAGGGAAGCUUAUGGGCAGAGGCUCAGAUAUAUAAUGAAGCAACUAAGCCACCAGAAUUUGACAUGUCAGAACUUGAAAGUCUGUUCUCUGCUGCCAUGCCAACUUCCGUUAAUAGCAGCUCAGAAAGAUCAGGAGGAGGUCGUGCAGCUCGAGGGGCCAAAUCUGAUAGAGUGCAUUUGGUUGAUUUAAGAAGGGCUAAUAACUGUGAAAUUAUGCUGACUAAGGUCAAGAUGCCAUUGCCUGAUGUAUUGGGUGCAGCAUUGGCUUUGGAUGAUACAGUCUUAGAUGUUGAUCAGGUAGACAACCUCAUAAAGUUUUGUCCAACAAAGGAAGAAAUGGAACUCUUAAAGGGUUAUAGUGGAGAGAAAGAGAACCUGGGCAAGUGCGAACAGUUUUUCUUAGAGAUGAUGAAAGUUCCACGAGUGGAGUCUAAGUUAAGAGUAUUUUCCUUCAAGAUUCAAUUUCAGUCACAGGUUGCUGACCUACGAAAAAGCCUAAAUAUUGUAAAGAAUGCAUCUGAAGAGGUCAGGCAGUCAGUCAAGCUACGGAGAAUUAUGCAAACAGUUCUUUCUUUAGGAAAUGCAAUGAAUCAGGGAACUGCACGAGGUUCUGCAAUUGGAUUUAGGCUGGACAGUCUUUUGAAAUUGUCAGAUACACGUGCUCGCAACAACAAGAUGACUCUGAUGCACUACCUGUGUAAGGUGCUUGCUGACAAGCUGUCUGAGCUCCUUGAUUUUUACAAGGAUCUUGCUCAUUUGGAAGCGGCGUCAAAGAUACAAUUAAAGAUAUUGGCAGAGGAGAUGCAGGCUGUAAGCAAAGGCAUGGAGAAGGUGCAGCAGGAACUGACAGCAUCAGAAAACGAUGGCCCAAUAUCUGAAGGAUUUAGGAAGACACUAAAGAGAUUCCUUAUUGAUGCUGAAGCUGAUGUGAAAUCUCUAACUUCCUUAUAUACAGAAGUGGGACGGAAUGCAGAUGCACUUGCUAUUUUUUUUGGUGAAGACCCUGCACGAUGUCCAUUUGAGCAAGUGGUUUCUACACUUCUUAACUUUGUGACAACAUUCCGGCGGGCGCAUGAGGAGAAUGUCAAACAAGCUGAAAUGGAAAGAAAAAAGGCUUUAAAGGAGGCAGAAAAGGAGAAAAAUAAAUUGUCUCCUACAAAAAUGGAAUCUAAACGACCAUUUUUGCCUUCUAUAAGGAAAAGCUUGGAAAAAGAAUGAUGAAGACUCUUUUGGCUAGUUUUCCACCAUGCAACUGCGUAUUCAUCAUUUUGAAUUUUGCAGGAAAGAUGCCCUUUUAUCCAUACAGUGUAUAAAGUCGUGCAUUUAUUGCAAAUUUGGCAAUUAUAAGAGAACACAGUGACCCACGUGAAGAUUGUACCUGUGGAAUUAUAAAGUUCCGUUAAGUUUCAGGUCACUGACUGCAAUGAAUUAUGCACUGUAUAAUCGGGCGAGAGACAAAAAAAUUAAGGGCAUCGAUCUUCGAGAAUAUAAGAUUGGAUGCUGUAUAUAUGUGGCCUUUUCAAGCAGAUUUUGGUGAUGCACUGCAGAGAAUUUGAUGUAGAGAUAACAGAAUUUAGUCUUGGAUGCAAAUCAACCAUUCAGACAUUUCAGAUGUUCAAAUAUCUAAAUGCAGGCGAUGUUUUAGGUUUCUUCUUUGUUUACAUUUGAGUACAGAGUACCAGAAGUUUUCCAACCCUUUUUCACUCUUUCUUUUGGCAGAUCCUGUUUCUCAGCACCAGUUCCUAUUGCUUCUUUGCUCGAAGCAUCUGUAUGAUUUUUACUUAAAAAUGUUCACUCUUUCAAGAAUCUGUUUUUGCUGGAGAACAUGACAGCUUAAAGAGGGUACCACAUCUAUUGACGAACAUUGCAACUGGAAGAGGUUUAUAGUGUUAUUUUUCGGUGCCCACGGGAAGGACUUUUUGACUGGCAGCUUGAGUCGGGAAAUAGCUUGCUCACAAGCUACAUGGACUUCCUUUUGUAACAUUUGUAAAAUUAUAAAUUAGAUGCUUGAUGCUGAAAGGUGUACCAUAGUAUUGUUUAUAGGGAAUUUUUUGAAGUGCCUGUAUGAAAGAAGAUUCAAUAAUCAUAUUGGAUCACCUUGUCAGGCUUACUAGGCUACAGGCAAAAUCCCAUUGUAAACAGAACAAUUAAAUAUGAGUAAAGGUUUGAUUUUUCCAGUCAAAUGUAAUCCUAGAAGCAAAAGUGUACAAUGGGGACGUUAUUUCUUUUGCUAA
Messenger RNA from Cryptomeria japonica (Japanese cedar), 6768 nucleotides. Its product is annotated as formin-like protein 14. The transcript is spliced from 18 exons. The coding region runs from base 440 to 5752 and encodes 1770 amino acids. The record is from RefSeq and is a predicted model, not a curated record. NCBI's taxonomy places the organism in Eukaryota, Viridiplantae, Streptophyta, Pinopsida, Cupressales, Cupressaceae.